Triticum dicoccoides is the source of this 948-nucleotide messenger RNA. Its product is annotated as GSH-induced LITAF domain protein-like. Gene Ontology annotation, molecular function: zinc ion binding. The record is from RefSeq and is a predicted model, not a curated record. Lineage: Eukaryota; Viridiplantae; Streptophyta; Magnoliopsida; Poales; Poaceae. Bases 1 to 669 code for a protein of 222 amino acids. The transcript is spliced from 3 exons.
AUGGAGUGUGGAAGGGGGCUCCUUCAUGGAAGGUGGCCGAACUCAUCACAUAUACUUUUUCAACACGGAGAAGAACUGUCUUUCACAACAAGUCCGUUCCAACCAGCCCCCCUCCAGCCUCGACGCGCCUGUCUGUCAUCAUACGGCACAGAAACAGAACCCCCAACCACGACCGGCGACCGCGCACCGCCCGGCCCAGAUCCCCGCCCGCCGGCAGCGACCAUGGCGACGGCCAAGGCCGCCGGCGACGAGCCGGCCCUCGGCAUCCCGUACAACCCGGCGCAGGCCCAGGGCAGCUACUACUACCCGCCGGACCCCUACGCGGCGGGGCGGGUGCCGCCGAACGCGAUCUACGCCGGCGCGCCCAAGGGGGUGCCCCUGCAGCACACCAUGUUCCGCGACACGCCCGCCCCCUUCCACUGCCAGUCCUGCGGCGACGCCGCCGUCACCUCCGUCCGGUCGAAGCCGAGUGUCGCAUCAGUUGUGGCUUGCAUGAUGCCGUUCUUUCUGGGCGUGUGCUUCCUGUGCCCCUCCAUGGACUGCCUCUGGCACAAACAGCAUUACUGCCCCAGCUGUGGAGAAAUGGUGGCUGAGUUCAAGAAGGACGAUCCGUGCAUCGUCGUCGACCCAACCAGCUGGACCGAGCCAAGCUUUGCCGUGCCUGCUUAGAGCGCUCACAUGAACUGCCUGAUAUGAGUAUAUGAUAUAGUUUCCAACCGUGUGUUGUUCUUGUGUGAUCUGUACAUAAAUAAAAUGGCUACUUUGUCAUUAUAUCAUGUAGCAUGUUGUUUCUUAGUUUGUGUCCACCGUCUGCUGGGUAAUGCUUUGUAAUGAGUGGCCUACAUUGACAAUUUACUGCAGAAAUACCACGAGUGUGACCAGGCCGGAUUAGCUAUUCUUGCAAUGGGACAUUUGAUGAUAUUUUGGGGAUUGAUUAGCUUGUGCUCA